Messenger RNA from Calidris pugnax (ruff), 489 nucleotides. Its product is annotated as protein C-ets-2. NCBI's taxonomy places the organism in Eukaryota, Metazoa, Chordata, Aves, Charadriiformes, Scolopacidae. Bases 1 to 387 code for a protein of 128 amino acids. The transcript is spliced from 3 exons. Gene Ontology annotation, molecular function: sequence-specific DNA binding; DNA-binding transcription factor activity, RNA polymerase II-specific. Gene Ontology annotation, biological process: cell differentiation; regulation of transcription by RNA polymerase II. The record is from RefSeq and is a predicted model, not a curated record. Gene Ontology annotation, cellular component: nucleus.
AUGACGGGGAGAUCCACCAGUCCCGAGCUGGUGAGAUCUGCCUGUCGAGCCAGCAGCGGACCCAUCCAACUGUGGCAAUUCCUGCUGGAACUGCUCACUGACAAGUCCUGUCAGUCCUUCAUCAGCUGGACGGGUGAUGGCUGGGAAUUCAAGCUUUCUGAUCCAGACGAGGUGGCCAGGCGAUGGGGCAAGAGGAAAAACAAGCCCAAGAUGAACUACGAGAAGCUGAGCCGCGGCUUGCGCUACUACUACGACAAGAACAUCAUCCACAAGACGGCCGGGAAACGCUACGUCUACCGUUUCGUCUGCGACCUGCAGAGCCUGCUGGGCUACACGCCCGAGGAGCUCCACGCCAUGCUGGACGUCAAGCCCGACGCCGAUGAGUGAAGACGGGUGGGCCAGGGGGAAGGAUCACCCCGUGUCGUUUCGAAGAGUCGAUGGGACUUUUUCUGUUGGUUCUUUUUUUUUUUUUUUUUUAAUUUUUUUUUU